Molecule: messenger RNA, 3042 nt
Organism: Echinococcus granulosus
Lineage: Eukaryota; Metazoa; Platyhelminthes; Cestoda; Cyclophyllidea; Taeniidae
Product: Junctophilin-1
Exons: 9
Coding region: 1-3042 (1013 amino acids)
Cellular component (GO): endoplasmic reticulum membrane; plasma membrane; junctional membrane complex
Source: RefSeq, a predicted model, not a curated record
AUGUCCAACCCAGCAUUUGGUGUCCCCCAAAUCGUCCAACCGCCCGCUACCUCUGUUUCCACCAUCACCGCCACCACCACAGCAACACCAACAGGAGGGACUCAGAACGCCACCACAAACAACACCACUACUGGAAGGAAAACAAAUGCCAAAGAGCCUGGAUCCCCCCUGAAACCAGUCUGCCUGCCAGCUGGAAGGUAUGAGUUUCGAGACAAUGGGAUCUACAUUGGUGAGUGGUUGGACGAAAAGGCAGUGGGUUUGGGUCUGAUAACAAAGGACAAAUCGCAAGGCGAAUAUACCGGUCUGUGGGAGGCGGGAUCGGAGAAGUCGGGCGUUUUUCUCUGGCCCAAUGCGCCCGGAGCGAUGUACGAGGGAGAGUGGGCGAUGAAUAGACGGAAUGGAUUUGGUGUGUUCAAUCGAGAGGACUGGGUGAUAAUGGGCAAGUUUGAGGACGAUUUCAUCACCAUGGGAGUGAAGGGGAAAGACAAUGCACCAGGGAAGUUUGAGGGCCGAUUCGAGAAUGGAUUUCCCGCUUUUGGUGUUGAGACUUAUGGAGAUAAAGGUACCUACUGUGGCGAUUACAAGAAUGGCAUCCGUGAGGGUCUGGGUGUGCGUCGCUCGAUAACCUACGGCGAGGUUCUGGAGCUCUACCCGGAGAUCAAGAAAGCCUCCAAUUCCAGUAAAUUGGAGGAUCUUCGCAAACGCGGAAAAUUGCCCUCUCCAUUGAAAAUCAAUCUGGAUCGUCGCAUGUCUUUCGAUCAGGGCUCCAUCGAUGUGCCCUGUGAAGCAGUUUGGAGCAGUGAGAAUAAUUCAGACGGUGUUGACGGGGUAAUGGAUGGAGAAGAGUGCGAUCCAGAGCCCUAUACAGCGCCUCGUGAUACCACAUCCUAUUUGGAGUGUGCAAUGGGGCAUCGACAUCAGAAUGCCACCUACAGACUGAUGGUGGCACAGCGUUGUGGAUUUAUGUUGUCGUCGAAACGAUCUGAGCUGUUCAUAAAGCGCUUAAACAAGUUAAAGCACCCACGGAUCAACCCCUUUGGUUGUACAACACCCGAGGCACCAGAACGAAAGCGAACCCAAUCGCUCUCGAUGCUGUUCACCUAUCCCGAGGAGACAAUGCCAACCCUCCCAAAGAGUUAUGUACGACAAAUGAAGGACUUGUAUAAUUCCUCCAAUUCCCUACCUAAAAUUAUCCCCGCGGAAAAUGACACGCUGGAAUUGGAUCUCAUAGCCGAUGACACUGUGGAAGUGUAUUCAGGCGAAUGGUUCUCCGACGCGCGUCAUGGAUACGGUGUCUGUGAACGCACCGAUGGUCUGGCCUACUAUGGUCAGUGGUUCAAGAAUCAGCGCCACGGCUUUGGUCAUACGCGAUUUCCUGAUGGGACUUUUGAACAGGGCAAGUAUCACAACGGAAAGUUAGUGUACCUCGCCCUGCCGGCGGGCAACAAGCCCCACAUGGUGCUCUACAAUCGACAUGUCAUGCAGGAAGUGCAAAAAAUGGUGCAUAGAGCAAUGUUGGCUGGGGAACAGGCACAGAAGAAGGCUAUUGAAGCGAGGGAACAAGUCAGUAUGAAGGUGUUGGACUACAUUGAGAAGGCCAAAGCUGCCGCCAGUUGCGCUCGGGAGUAUUCUCUGGAGGCGCGGGAACUGGUGCGCGAGAUGUAUCCCGACUUCGAGCAGCCGGGCAUCAAAUACCUCGAAGACAUAGUUCGAAUGAUGCGGGUUACACGACAGGGCAGUCCCACCUUCGAGGCGGCCCUCCAGUCAGCCAAAGAUGUUGUGGCAGGGAUUGUUCGCGGUUUGACGCGAGGGGGAGGCGAAGAAGAUGAGGAAGAGGAGGCAACUAAUCAACCCGAAGAGGAUCUAACUUUGCCACCCAAAUUUUCAUCCCAACUUCGUGAAUUGCAGGAAAAGAAGUUGCUUAUGUCGAGAGCAGGUUCGGUACGAGCUCAGAGACGUGCGAGAGCUUUGAAACUGGCUGAGGAGCUGCGACGCAGAGAGCGUCUACUAAUGGGCGAAGAUCCCAAAUCUGUGAUGGCUGCUACCACCGCAGAAGCACAGCGUCAACAACAACAACCUCAACAACAAACAGACGAAGCAAAAAAGCGCGCCGCCACUGCCACUGCCACCUCCCAACUGUCGACUUCGGGGGCGGAGCGGAGAGCGACAGCAGAGCGCAGCAUUGGCACGGAGAGGGCAGAUCGAUGGACGACGGAAAUGUUGCCAAUGUCCGGACGGAGGCAGCAGAGUGCGCCACUAAAUGCCAGUGGAAAAGCCGACACCGCACCAGGAGCGUUUCUGCAUGUUCCAGGCGUGAAGCGCAACUACACAACGAGACGGAGAAAGGAGGAUGCGGGUAUGGAAGAGACCGAUGGAUCGUACGUCGAGAUUCCUGAUAUGAAUGAACUGGAACACCAAUAUGAAAUUCCUGCCUGUCCACUCACCAAACUGCUAGCCAAUCCGACGUUAUUUAGCAACCACUUCGACUACUACACUACCCUGCCUCCACCGAUUGCCGUGAAGGCCACAGCGACCACUGGACUGCAUCAGGCACGUCUCACACGACCCGAGGUAUUGGUUCAACCGGAGAAGACCAUGUCAGCGGCUAUGGAAUAUACACCUUCGGCGAAAGAGGUCGUCUCACCGACGGAUAGUGAAGGGUUCGGCUUCCUCUCAAAUCUCGCCUUCUGGUCCUGGGGCAAAAAUGAGGAAGCAUCGAAAGAUCGGGAAGUAGUAAGUCCAGUCCCUUCUGCGAACGGUUUUCCUUCCGCUUCGGCCUCCGUCACCUCCUUCAGCCAGAUGGUCGCCGGAUCACAGGAAGGUGGCACAGAUGCCGUGCAACUAAUGUGCCGAGGGCUGGCGGAUAGUCCACAGAAUCAUCUCAUUCCCACCACCGAUAGCAGUCAUUCGCUUCAACAAUUCUCCGACAUUUUCGAUUGGUUUCGCUCCAACCUUUCUCUGAUUGCUAUCAUCUGUUUCAACUUCUUCCUUCUCCACGUCUUCUUCGCGCAUAUGAGUCAGAGCGAGGAAAAUGGUGCCUAA